This is a messenger RNA of Xenopus laevis (African clawed frog), 2113 nucleotides long. RefSeq lists its product as uncharacterized. The transcript is spliced from 2 exons. The coding region runs from base 200 to 781 and encodes 193 amino acids. The record is from RefSeq and is a predicted model, not a curated record. Lineage: Eukaryota; Metazoa; Chordata; Amphibia; Anura; Pipidae.
UUUCUUUCAUCGCACCGGAAGGAGAAACCGAGAGGAGGAGGAGAGUUGGAUCCAAUGGAGAAAGGAGAGAGAGCAGAAGGGAGAGGAGGAAGUAGGACCUUCAAGACGGCAAGAAGGAAGGGAGAGGGCUUCAUCCAGUACAGAAGGGCAGUCUUCACAGAACGGCGACAGGACCAAGGUGCCUACACGGAAGACUACUAUGGGGGGAAAAGCUACCUGCAACAUUUUGAUCAUAGGCCACUCCUUUAUUUUUUGGGCAAGACAGCAUGCAGCAGGCAAGCAGUUGGGGUUACCGGAGGAACACAUGAAGAUUACAUGGCAGGGGUGGAGAGGCAUGAAGUGGGAACAAAUGAGAGGCCGGUUGUAUAGUUCAAUACAGAAGUUCAAGUUCAUAAACCUGGUGAUAGUACAUGCUGGGGGAAAUGACCUUACGUCAAUCAAAACCCCAGCGUUGAUAGAAAGCAUGAGAAAGGACUUGGAGGAUUUAAUGUCCAGCAACAAGAUAGGGGGAGUGGCUUGGUCAGACAUCAUACAGAGAGGAGAAUGGCGAGGAGCAGUUUCCCCCCAGGGCAUUGAAAGUGCCAGGAAAAAAGUAAACCGGGCCAUGCACAAGAUCAUGUGUUCCUCAGGUAACGGGGUAAUUAGACAUGACAAUAUAAGGUACCGACAAACACAGCUUUUUAGAAAGGAUAAAGUACAUUUGACAGAGGAAGGUUUGGAUUUGUUCUGGGCAAACUUCAGGAAUUAUAUAGAAGAAUGGUGGAGGUCGCAGGAGGUCUAGGUGGGCCAUGGAAAAGGAUAGGUGGCACCCUUCCCUUCUUUUCCAUUGGGUGGCAUCAGUGCGGCUCCAGGAAGAUGGAUGGUUUUUUCAGUGAAGUGCAGGCCUACCCUCGGAAAGUCGCGAGUGUGGAGCAGACUUUGACUGCACGGUCUUGUCUGUGUCAUGCGAGAGGCUGGGUUAGCGCCAUUAUUGCACAUGAUAGGGAGCAGGGGGAUGGGCUACUGGUUGGUCAACAGCGGGCGCUCUGCCCCAUGAUCCCUGCUCUCUAAAAUAACUGUUUGGUACGGUGUGGGCACCAGGCCCACGUUCUUGGCGAUUAUAGGAGCCGCAGCUGGUGGUCAGGGUGUACCUAGUCCUUGGCACAUAUAUAUAUAACUUUGUUAAUAAAAUACGUGACCUCCACAGAUUUUGCCACCUUAAGAAGUCUCCGUGUCGUUAUUCAGGUUUUUAUUCAGGUUGGUGGUAAGCACAACGGAAGGGGGUAGGGGGAUCCUUAGCCUAGGAGGAACGAGGCCCACAUAGGGUCGAGAUGAGUUUAGGCUAGGCCCCCUCCCCCGCUAGAUGUGUAUUGUGAGUAUCGGCUGUCAGCCCCCACUCUCUCUCACAGGGAGUUACAACAAUAGGGCCCCCUUUUCGGCGGGAAAAAAGGGGGCGGGCUGAAGGGCGGAGCCAGGGGGCAGGUAAGCCAGGAAGGGGCUUUUAAGGAGGAGCAGGAGGCCAGUAAAACAUAACCUGUUUUUUCUUUCUCCCACCCUCCCAUCCCAGGUAAAGAGCAAGAAGAUACGAAAAGACGGUGCUCCAGGGUUUCUAGCAACCGAUCGCCCUUAUGGGGUCAGGAAGGAAUUUUUCAUCAGGCUGCUAAUUGGCCAAAAAAGCACCUGAGUUUUUUGCCUUCCUCUGGGGCACCAUUAUCUGUGUAGGUCAAUAGGUACCACCCUGACACAGCUGCGUUUUCAGUGACAAGGCAUCAGUGCGGCUCCAGGAAGAUGGAUGGUUUUUUCAGUGAAGUGCAGGCCUACCCUCGGAAAGUCGCGAGUGUGGAGCAGACUUUGACUGCACGGUCUUGUCUGUGUCAUGCGAGAGGCUGGGUUAGCGCCAUUAUUGCACAUGAUAGGGAGCAGGGGGAUGGGCUACUGGUUGGUCAACAGCGGGCGCUCUGCCCCAUGAUCCCUGCUCUCUAAAAUAACUGUUUGGUACGGUGUGGGCACCAGGCCCACGUUCUUGGCGAUUAUAGGAGCCGCAGCUGGUGGUCAGGGUGUACCUAGUCCUUGGCACAUAUAUAUAUAACUUUGUUAAUAAAAUACGUGACCUCCACAGAUUUUGCCACCUUAA